UGAAAUAAUCAGGAAUCACUUGGGCUGGAUCUAAUCAAUAUAGAAUUAUUAGACUGGAAUUUAUAUCCCUAUCUUAGAUACUAUUAUAUGCAUCGCUGGAUUUUUCAGGAUUCAAAUUUCAUUGGGUGAUCUCUGCUUCUAGUAUUUUGGGAAGAGGGAAAUUGUUUCUCCUUUUUCACUUUAUUCAUACCAUGUAUAGUUUUCUACACCUCUGUCAUGUCCCCUCACAUUUGCUUUCUUUCUAGAUUAAAAAUCCUCCAAACAUUUCGCCUUUAUUCAUAAAGGCUCCUGUCCCUUGAUCAUCCUAGUUGCCCUCCUCUGAACCUUCUCCAGCUCCACUGUAUCCUUUUUGAGGUGUGGCAAUCAGAAACGCACACAAUAUUCCAGAUACUGUCACACAAUUUAUAUAAGGACAUUAUAAUCGAUCUUAUUAUUCAUAACACUCUAUUGCCCCCUUUUUUUACAGCAGAGGCACAGUGUUGAUACAUUAAAUUGAAUGUUUACUAUUGACUCAAGAUCUCUUGCAUUAUCAAUGCUAGCCAUGAUCCCUGUAUACAAAUUUUGUUGUGUUCUAGAUGAGGUUGAACUAUUUUCUUCAACAUCUCUUAUUCCUUCUCAAGGUGCUUUCUCAGCAUCACUUACUUGUGCUCUUCUGGAAGGCCAAGAGUGUGUGGAAUGAACCCCACCCCCAGUAGGAUAAUAGGGGAGGAGCCAACAGAAAACAUGCUUCCUUGUUGCUUCUUCAGGAAAUAGCUCAGGUCAUCCAGCUGGGAAAAUGGCUUCUCUACAUUAUGAGUAACCAUGUGCUUAGAUCAGACUUCUACGUUUGCAGGUCAACUUAUGGAAACUAAUUUGAAGUAACAUUAAUGCACAGGACAAUUUCCUUCAACCAUAGGAUGCCUGCUGAAAAACUGGGAAUUAAUCAUGUAGACCAGAAGAGAAUUCUAGACAAACUGGAGAGCCAUCUCUCUUAAUAAUUCCAAGUUAUUCUGAUUCUAUACUACCAGAUAUCACUUUUCUAAUGGAAAAUCCCCAAAGCACAAGGUUUAUAGAUAUGCUGAAGAAAGAAAACUUCCCCAAUCAUACCACAGAAUGAAUGAAUACAUUAACAUUGCCCCAUAGAACAUCACAAAAUGAUCCAAACUCUUCACCAACAAAUCAUACAGACUUAUUGAUUGUUCAAAGUUAUGACAAUGAAAAAAAUGAUCUAUGACCGUUUUUCACACUUCUGAUCCUUAAAGCAUCCCCCAUGGUCAUGUGAUGUUUCACAACUGACUCACAUUUAUGACAAUUACAGUGUUCCAGGGUCAUGUGUUCACCUUUUGCAACUUUCUGACAAGCACAAAUCAAUGAGGAAACCAGAUUCACUUAACAACCAUGUUACUAUUUCAGCAACUGCAGCAAUUCACUUAACAAAUGUGGCAAGAAAAGUCAUAAAAUGGGGCAACACUCACUUAACGAAUGUCUCACUAAGCGACAUAAAUUUUGGGCUCAAUUGUUUGGAAGUCAAAGACUACCUGUACUUUGUCUUUGUAAAAAUCAACACAUGAAGGUAUCUCAGUUUCUCUUGCUGACAAUAAACAUUACUCGACUGUUAUUCUAGUUAGGUUGCUUUAGUUUUCCGAGUUGAUCCUGCUCUCUUUCCUCUAGGCUCGACAAACAACAAACUCCUUUGAAACAAGUGUUGCUACUGAUUGAACCUGCUCAAGUGCCGAUUCAGAAAUAAGGUGCCCAUUCAGGUCAGUAAGGUUGGUCCAAGGUAAUAAAUACCUUCCUGAACUUGCAGUACAGAAAACAGAGUAAGAUAGUCUUCAAGUUAUUCCUGAUCAGUCCUGGGCUGCAAAGUGUAUGUUAGCAUACCUGCCGAAAGUGUGAAAGCCAAGCAAUGUAAAAUGUAUUUUGCUUGGGACAAAUUGGGAAUAUGCCAAAUAAACAAUAACAGAAGAUUAAUAUUAGUCCUAACAAAUACAGAAUUCUGGAAAAGUGAAUCCUAGCUUUGUUUCACUUUGCAUUUUAAAGUGGUGUAGGUAAUCAAAUACACACAAUCCCAUCUAAUUAGCACAUGCUGUUUUGUAGAUGCAUGGUAUACUUUCACAAUUAACAAUAUUUUUAAUAGGCAUGUAUGCACUUUCAAUAAUGUACUGGUAACACUUGCUCAAUACUUUUGUGGGUUUUUUCCUUUCUUUUUCUUUCUUUUUGAAGACACAACUCUGUAAGAAUUCACAUUGAGAAAAGGCCUUCCAAAGAUCUGGGGAGUCUUUCCUGAAGAGAAGCACAUAGGUAUCAUAAAAUUAUCACUAUGGUUUUUGUUUUUUUUAAUCCCUUUCUUUUCUGUCAGCUUGAGCCUAUGUGGUCAUGCACUUCAUAAGUCAAGAUCAUGAAACGAGACUCAGCAGCCAAGUUUUCUGAAAAGCCAAUUCACAACUUCAAAACAAAUUAUAACAGUACGUCAGGAAUUACACCCCUUCUAAGCAUAAGUGAAAGAAACUUUCUUCAGGCUGUUCCAUUUUAAUAUGGAAAUGGAUGCAUUUUAAUAUGUCCCCUCUCUUGGAAAAGUAGUCCCAGAUGGUUAUGAUGCAACUGUUCUCCUCACCAUGGUAACUUUGCCAAAGCUAAGAUUAAGUAAGAAGUACCAGGUAAAAUAGGAUUCCAUUUUCCUUUCGCUAUGCAAUCUCAUCCUUCUUUUGCAGCUCUAUCAUGAUGUGUCACCCCUUUCCAGCAUUCCUAAUGGUUUCCAUCAUUCUCAUGCGGCCAGGCACCUUUGCUCAAGAGUUUCCCAUUCAGAGUCAACAUCAUCCUGAUCAAUAUUGGUACCAGACAACAGUAGAUCAAAUCCCAGUGAUCAAUGGGGGCACCUGCAAAGUGAUUGCUGUCAAACGCUGCUGCAACCGCAACCAUAUUGAAGAACGGUCCCAAACUAUCCAAUGCUCCUGUCUCCAAGGCAAAGUAGCUGGCACAACCCGCGGCAAACCUUCUUGUGUGGAUACCUCCAUUGUGACAGGAAAGUGGUGGUGUGAUAUGCAGCCCUGCCAGGCUGAAGAGGAGUGCAAAGCAUUACCUGACAACUCAGGCUGGAUGUGCUCAUUAGGAAACCGUGUUAAAACUACCAAGGUAAGGUCUCUCACAACCCUGACAAGCCACUUCUUUUACCGUAUCUCAAAUGUGUAUCUAGUCUUGAGGAUUGUAAAGAUUUUGUUCCUUUCUUUUUAAGCCCAUUGUACAAAUACUGGAGAUUUAAUUUCCAUUUAACCAUUUAUUUUGACUUGUUUUUCAGAUCCAUCCCAGGAAAUGAAGUCUGUUAUAAUGGAAAACCCAUCUCUGAAGAAGGCAUGACAGAUUUCAAAUACUGUAAUUAUCAUCAACUUCAUGAUGAAUGCUAGUGGGCAUG
This is a messenger RNA of Ahaetulla prasina, 3388 nucleotides long. RefSeq names its product chemokine-like protein TAFA-1. Gene Ontology annotation, biological process: regulation of neuroblast proliferation; neuroblast differentiation. The record is from RefSeq and is a predicted model, not a curated record. Gene Ontology annotation, molecular function: receptor ligand activity. Bases 2698 to 3210 code for a protein of 170 amino acids. Lineage: Eukaryota; Metazoa; Chordata; Lepidosauria; Squamata; Colubridae. The transcript is spliced from 3 exons.